AUGGAAGAACAACCAUGUUCCAGCACCCCAGAGAAGUUUACCGUCUGCGAGCCAGUCACCAAUACUGUUGUAUCUUGUAAUUGCCACAGAGCUACUACAACUGUGAUGUUAAUGACUGCUAUGGUGCGGGUCAGAGAUAAUUGUGGAUACACAACGCCUUGCAGAGUGUUGCUGGAUAGCGGAUCACAAGUGAAUUUCAUAUCCAAGUCGUUAAUCGAUCGUUUGUCCGUCACACGACGGCCAGUGUACAAGCCCAUAGCCGGAAUUGGUGGGACCAAAACGUACGCCAAAGAAACAGUGAUGGUGGAAGUAGAAUCGAUGCACUCCGACUAUUCCACCAAUUUUGAAUGUUUAGUGGUUCCUAACAUAACGGGAUCAAUUCCAGCAACGCAUAUAGAAGUAUCAUCAUGGCCAAUUGAUAACAAUAUACCCAUCGCAGAUCCGAACUUCAACAACCCGGCUCCCAUCGAUAUACUAAUUGGCGUCUCACAAUUUUUACAAUUGUUGAAGACGGGCCGUGUUCAGCUAGGAAACAACUUGCCUGAAUUGAUAGAAACACAUCUUGGAUGGGUAGUUGCUGGUAGCAUCGACGAUGGCGACUCUCAACAUUGUUUAGCCGUUGCAAAUGAUUCAAUCUCCGAAGUUCUACGCCAGUUUUUGGAGUUGGAAGAAAUUAAUGAAGCUUCACAAUCUACUGAACAAGAGUGCGAGAAAAUAUUCCAAACAACCCAUUAUCGAGAUAUUACAGGAAGAUAUGUGGUAAGUUUACCUUUGCGAGAAUCAAUUCAAGACCUAGGUAACAAUCGAACACUGGCCAUGCGACGCUUCCUUUCGCUGGAAAGAAGACUUGCGAGAAAUCCGGAACUGAAGCAACAGUAUCAGCAAUUUAUCGAAGAAUAUGAAUCUAUGGGACACUGUCGAGAAAUAAAGGAAUCCAAUUGUUUACUCGACAAGGGCACGUAUUAUAUUCCGCAUCAAGCUAUUCUGCGCCCAUCGAGUUCAACAACAAAACUGCGAGUAGUGUUUGAUGCAUCGUCUAAAGCAUCACCGAGUGACAAAUCACUUAAUGACGUCCUUCAAGUAGGAGGAAUACUUCAAAGCGAUAUUUUCAGUAUCCUGUUACGAUUCAGGAAACAUCGUUUCGUUUUCACAGCCGACAUUUCAAAAAUGUAUCGUCAGAUCCGAAUCAAUCCAAACCAGACACGCCUCCAAAGAAUAUUCUGGCGUUCUCAUCAAAAUGACCCUCUUCGUAUACUGGAACUUACUACAGUGACGUACGGCACGGCUGCCGCACCAUUCUUAGCGACCAGAUGUUUGAUGCAGCUUUGCGAGGACGAAAAUGAUUCAUUUCCACUCGGCGCACAAAUCGUCCGCCAAGAUUGCUAUGUUGAUGACGUUAUUUCGGGUGCGAAUUCAAUUAACGAAGCGCUUGUCACCCGGAACCAAAUUCGCGGACUGCUGAUAAAAGGUGGAUUUCCAGUUCAUAAAUGGAGUUCGAAUAGUGCUGAAAUUUUAAAUGACAUACCGGAACCGGACCGAGAAAAGUUAGUGCAUUUGGACAAUACAUCAGUUGUUAUAAAGACUUUAGGGAUGAUAUGGAGUCCAGAACAAGACGUGUUUGUUUUUAGUGUAAACAGUGACAAUCGUAACCCGACCAAGCGCUCGGUAUUGUCCGACAUUGGUAAACUUUUCGAUCCUCUGGGACUUCUAACACCAGUCACCGUUAUCGCCAAGAUGAUUAUGCAGAAAAUUUGGAAAUCUGGUCUCCCAUGGGACGCACCUUUGGAGAACGAGCUACUGGAAUCCUGGUUACAUUUUCGUGAGGCUUUAGCAUCAGUGAGCGAAAUAAAAAUUCCCAGAUAUACCAUGAUUGUAAGUGCUGCUGUCGUGGAAAUUCAUGGGUUUUCCGACGCUUCAAAUGCUGCAUACGGAGCAGUAAUAUACAUUCGAUGCAUCCUAGCAGAUGGUACAAUCCGCCUUAAUAUGUUGUGCAGUAAAUCCAAGGUAUGCCCAAUGGGUGAAAUGAGUAUUCCCCGCAAGGAAUUGCUUGGCGCUCGCCUUCUCUCGCGUUUAAUAGUGAAAGUGCUGAAAUCUCUACAGUUGGAGGUCAAACAAGUGGUUCUAUGGUGUGACAGCCAAGUAGUGUUAGCUUGGCUUCAGAAGCCACUAUCAGUUUUAGAAGUGUUUGUACGUAAUCGCGUGGCAGAAAUAGUGAAAAAUACCGAAACUUAUGCAUGGAAGUAUGUGAAAUCCAAACAAAACCCCGCCGAUUUGAUCUCCAGAGGACAGUUUCCAAAGGCUCUCAGUACUAACGAACUUUGGUGGACUGGCCCAAAAUACCUUAGCAUCCUCGAGUAUCAAUCAGAAACCCCUGAAGACAUUCCUGAAAAUGAAAUUCCGGAUAUCAAGCAGACAACCGUCAUAGCCGUGCCAGUAAUCAACAACGAGAAGUUGCCGAUAUUUUCAAAGUUUAGCUCCUUCAGGGAACUGCAGCGGUCCACUGCCUUGGCGCUGAGGAACGCGCCAACAGCUAUUUCGACUGCUGCUCACGUGGUGAAUCGUUGUCCUACACGUGAUCCCAAAUCCGAAAAGGGUAUUUUCGUUGGUUAUUGUGAAGACACAAAAGGCUAUCGGGUGUAUGAUUCUGAGAAGGGCAGUUUCCGCAUCAGCCGAGAAGUCGUAGUUCUGGAGGAAGGUGUCGUUAUUUGUGAGGUGGAACAACCAGUGAAGCCGGUGGAGUUCAUGGAGCUUUGUUGGGACGAGUUCCGUGACCAUCCUGCGUGUGGUACAGUCGAGCCUGUGACUGGUGCUGGAGUUGUUUGUGGUAAUCGUGAUGAUAUCGAGCCAGCGGAAGAAGCGAUUGGUGUCGAUAGUUCGUUCAGCGAAGCGGAUGACUACGAGGAUGCCGUUGCCGAUCCCACCGCAACUAAAUAG
Molecule: messenger RNA, 2934 nt
Organism: Toxorhynchites rutilus septentrionalis
Lineage: Eukaryota; Metazoa; Arthropoda; Insecta; Diptera; Culicidae
Exons: 2
Coding region: 1-2934 (977 amino acids)
Source: RefSeq, a predicted model, not a curated record